This is a messenger RNA of Notechis scutatus (mainland tiger snake), 3497 nucleotides long. It is a transcript of the gene RIMS3, whose product is annotated as regulating synaptic membrane exocytosis 3. Gene Ontology annotation, molecular function: transmembrane transporter binding; small GTPase binding. Lineage: Eukaryota; Metazoa; Chordata; Lepidosauria; Squamata; Elapidae. The record is from RefSeq and is a predicted model, not a curated record. Gene Ontology annotation, biological process: regulation of synaptic vesicle exocytosis; calcium ion-regulated exocytosis of neurotransmitter; regulation of membrane potential. Gene Ontology annotation, cellular component: cytoskeleton of presynaptic active zone; presynaptic membrane.
CACCCAGAUGGUCUGCAGCCAGUGAGGUCCCCCCAGGUGGUCAUGCUGAAUGGGGAGACGAGCAACUCUGCAGCCAGGAAUGUGGUCCGCAGCUCCAGCAUCAGUGGAGAAAUGUACAACAUAGAGAAGAGUAAUGGUGGCCAUCCAGAUUCAGCCAGUCUCUCCUCCACUAAGAAGCGGCGAUCCAGCCUGGGGGCCAAGAUGGUGGCUAUUGUAGGGCUGUCACAGUGGAGCAGGAGUACUAUGCAGCUCAAUCAUCCUGAUGGCAGUUUAAAGAAACUUCGAAGUAACAUUCGUCGCAGCACAGAAACUGGGAUUGCUGUGGAGAUGAGAAACAGGGUUACCCGUCAAGGCAGUCGGGAAUCAACUGAUGGAAGUACUAACAGCAACAGCUCCGAGGGCACAUUCAUUUUCCCCACAACCAAGCUGGGAGUUGAAAGCCAGUUCAGCGACUUCCUAGAUGGUCUUGGACCAGCACAAAUUGUAGGGCGACAAACAUUGGCUACUCCACCAAUGGGUGAUGUCCACAUUGCGAUGAUUGACCGGAAUGGACAGCUAGAAGUGGAAGUGAUAGAAGCUCGAGACCUCACACCCAAAGUAGCAGCUAAAUCUUUUCCUUCUACAUAUGUUAAAGUGUAUCUGCUGGAAAAUGGGGCUUGCUUGGCCAAGAAGAAAUCAAAGACUGUCAAGAAGAACUAUGACCCGCUCUACCAGCAGGCCCUUCUGUUUGACGAGGGCCCUCAGGGUAAAAUGCUACAGGUGAUCGUCUGGGGAGAUUAUGGUCGCAUGGACCACAAGUGCUUCAUGGGGAUGGCUCAGAUUGUCCUAGAUGAGCUGGACCUGUCCAGUGUAGUGACAGGUUGGUAUAAGCUCUUUCCCACUUCCUCAUUGGCAGACUCCACCAUUGGACCCCUUACUCGUCGCCUUUCUCAGUCUUCACUAGAGAGUUCAAUAAGCCCUUCUUGUCCCUAAAGAAGACAACACAACAACAGAGAAUGCCUUGUUCUACCACGGCUUCCGGUAGCAUGGUUUGUAAAUAUUCCAUGUUUUUUCCUCCCAUCACCCUUUCUUCUUCUUCUCUUCCUCCUCCUCCAAGAAGAGAAAACUGUUCCAGUGACUUUAAACAUGUCUGACCCUCCCUCUCUGGGUGGACAAAAUAGGAGAGAUCCAGAAGGUGAUGGGGGAGGAAUUGAAAGGGAAAGAAAAGAAACACGUAUUAAGGGGGGAAAACAACAACCCGAUAAAAAACUGCCAGUUUCAAGACUGUUAAAUCACCCCAAAGAAAAUCACCUGUGAAAAGGAGUAAACUGUUUCUCAUGUUUGAAACAUCUUUGACAGCAUCUCAAGCGUUAAACUCACUUCAAAAGAGCAUGUUAGGUUUUCUUUCUUUCUCAGUCCUGUUUUCUUUUGGCAUCUCUGGAGAAGAAGCUUUGGCUGGUUCUCCUAGUGUUUCUUUAAAAAAAAAAAAAAAAAGAAGGGGAAAAAAUGGAAUGCAGCACUGCUAACAUUUUUUUAAAGGAAUGUAGCAUUUUCAGACAUUAUGUAGCUUGCCAUGUGCUUACGGAUUCCUCUGCAAUAUUUAUACAGUACGGCCAUCUUCCCACCUGGCAGGAGCUGUCAGCAUUUCACUUCCUGCUUAAAUCCCGGGUUUGGAAUCCUGGAGAAAGCAAUUUUGUUUGCGUUGCAUAUCUGGAGAAGGAUAGGAGGAUCUGCCAAAGGUGCGGAAGAAGAAAGAUCUCCAAAGGGUGCAUUUGACUGUUAAGUUCAAAGAAUACUAAGACUCAUGUUUUGCUUUGUCAUGCUUAGAGGAAUUUAAUUGUGUCUCCUCCUUCAGACAUCCUUGCUUUAGAUACUGGAUCUUUGAUGCUACUUUAGCAAGGCAUAUGCAAAGAAUAUGCCUCUUACUAAAAUGGGCCCUUUGUUCAGUUUUGUCCUCACUGUGUCUGCAGCCCAAAAGACAAGAUAUCAAACCAACCAAUUUUCAAACAGAAGAUGAAACGUAACAAGAAGAUAUGUACUGGGCCAACGCAGAAGUCCUUCAAAAGUUCAUAGGAUUUCUCAAAAGGAUGAGUAUGGAGUCUCUCCAUUUAUUAACUGUUUUCAGUUUAACCCAAUCUGGAUGCAAUCCUAAACCAACUAAUUUGUUAAACAAAAUAAUCGAACAUUUGAUGGAAUUUGCUUCUGUGUAAACCUGCAUAGGCUGGAUUGUUAGUUGUGUGAAUAUGUGUUCUAUGUAGCAAUCUGGUCUCUUGGUAAUGGCCAGUUCUCGUAGCAAAAUUGAGAAUUACAGAAGCUUCUCAUGAAGGUGCCUACUAAAAUUUGUUGCAAAUACUCAGGGGAGAUACUACUGAAAAUCACCAUUUAUUUAUUGUUUCUGUUAUUUUUUUAAAAUUUCCCAUGGACUGUAGGAACAGUAAAAGCUGACGGAUUGAGUAUCGAAGAGGCAGCAGCCUGAAAGUUACUGGUUAGUUUCUGAAUAUUAGACAGCCUUGGAAGUGGCUCUUAAAUUGAAAUGCUACAGUUGGCAAAGGACUCACUUUAGCUAUCCACAUUUGAUUUUAACUGAAGGCCAAGGAACUGUUUUACUUCUUAGGUUUAUUAUAUAAAUAAAAUAAACAUGGAUUCUUCUGUAACUCCAGCUAGGAUGAAACACAAGGGAAGUUCUCAAGAAGAAAAUGAAGGGGAAAUAAAAGUAAUAGCAAUUAUUUUUUCCCUUACAAGGAUGACAAGUUUCCAGAAUAUGUGUUGAUGGGAUGCUGUCACACCCUUCAAAAAAGCAUAUGUAAAUAUAUUAGUAACCUAUUUCAGCAACAUGAACGUGCAGCGAUUUUUGGAUAUGGAAUUUCUGUAGCCAUCAAUUUGCCCCUACAAUUUCACCAGACCAAACCCAUCUACUGGUUUCAAAGAAGGGAGUUGAUGAUGUUACCUUGGCCUUGUUCUUCUUCAACGCCAUGUUGUUCUGUUGCUCUCUACAUGUAUGGACUGUUGUGACAUUUUCCAGAAUAAGCAAUAUAUUGGUUUUGAGUUCACACCUGAGACACGCUGUCUUGUUCAUUUUAGAAAGUCUUUUCUUGGCAAAAAGACAAAAAAAUGUGUCAUCUGGCAUUCCCCUCUAAACCAAGAAAUGUUGCCUGGUUUCACUGCAUCCUGAAUCUGAGUUUGAAUAAAUGCAAUUCACAAAGGAUUUUUUUUUAAAAUGCAAAAGCGGGACUAACUCAAAGUUUGCCUCUAAUGAUAAAAUGUACUCAAUCACUCGGUCGUCUUGUUUUGCAGAAGCCUUGUGAUAGUUUGUCUCAUUGAAUCAGCACAAGUUUCCCUCUAAAAUACAAUUUUUAGUGAGUAGCAGGAUUGUGCCUCCCUCAAAUUAUGACUCUGAGAUUUGAGGAGCCAUGGUGACAGUUCUUCUAAAGGAUACCACUUAGCACAACAAUUAUUUAAAAUAUAAGCAAGGGAGGCAGAAAAGAUUUUGUGCAACCAAUGACAGGCUUCUCUUGAAG